Aspergillus versicolor CBS 583.65 is the source of this 2025-nucleotide messenger RNA. RefSeq lists its product as uncharacterized. The transcript is spliced from 7 exons. The record is from RefSeq and is a predicted model, not a curated record. Bases 1 to 2025 code for a protein of 674 amino acids. NCBI's taxonomy places the organism in Eukaryota, Fungi, Ascomycota, Eurotiomycetes, Eurotiales, Aspergillaceae.
AUGCCUCCGCCGCGGAAAAUCACUAAUUAUUUCAAGCGUCCGGCCUUUGCGUCAGCCGUAAAAGAAACUCAGUCAAAAUCACCGGGAGAAGACCCCGCGCCGCAGUCCUCGCCGCAGUCCUCGCCUCUCACUGAACUCUCCUCGCAGCAGUUACCAUCAGAUAUCACAGCCCCGGACACACCUAAUGGUCCGUCCUCGCAGUUAAAUAGAUCGCUGCUAUGCGCAACAGGAGAUGAGGCCGCUCAUAAUGAGCCAGCGCCCCAAUCGAGCUUCCAAAGUGCCGGAACAGGAACAUCGUUUAGCUCGGCGCAGCGCAUCAUGAGGCACGGAAAGGAGGUCGUUAUCAGCUCCGAUGGCGAUGAGUCCGACUCGGCAGGAUCUCUUGAGUCGCCGGACGAUCUUUUGGCAAGGUUCUUGGCUCCAAAAUCCCCGGUGACUCCAAAAGCGCACAAUGGCGAUGACAACGAAACGACGCGGCCUACCCGGAAGAACCCGAAGCAUAAAAGCGUCGUAAGGGCUGAAUCUGCGCCUCGAAAGUACAAGAAUUCGUUAGAAAACCUCGUCAGGCAGGCAGUUUCUGACAACGAGACUGAAGCUGGAAUCGCGAAGCUGAGGGCAUCAUUGAAUGACGAAUCCGACCGCAAUACCGAUAGUGGCCCAGACAAAGCGAGUGUUUUGAAUGAGGGCGCUCUCGCAUCUGCAAUUGAUGAUGGGAACGAUGAUAGCAUGGGGCUUCAACGACUGCUAAAUGCUGUGCGGCGAACGGAAGCUCUUGACUUAGGAAAAUCUUGGUCAUUUUUUGACCUUCAGACACCACUACCCCCUGGCCCAGAGUUUCCACAUGGGUGUGUUUCCCCCGGGACGUACCUAGGUGUGCUACGAGAGCCCGAUUCUCGGGAACGAGCUUUCUAUUCCGGAAUAAUUGAUUUUGCCCUGUCUAGGGAACUCCUACCCGAUGAAUUGGUCAAGUGGAUAUUUCAUUCUAUUCCCUCCGAGCCUCGGGAUGGUCUGAGGCAUGCUUAUGGAAGAGCGAUGAAGCGCUUUCCGGCGGAACGCAUGAAAUCACUCAUACGACCGGAUGAUAUUGAUACUCUUUUUUGGCAGUUGAACGCGAAACCUGAGGCGUUAGCUCUGUCUCAAACGGUUGUGCCGGACGCUCAUCCUCAAAACAAUACUGCGGAGUCACAAGCUCAACACCAUAUAGCCUUGAUAUCCGUCCUUGAUGUCCUCCGUGAUGCCGCAAGCUUGUUCGCUGGUGAUACCCGGAAUCGCAUUUUAAGUAUCCUUCUCCGUCUUCCACUCGAUGCUUCCUUGACUCGUAAUACAGUCAUAUGUUCGGAAAUCGAAAGAACCAUCACGGCUGUGCUCGACGCUGUAACUGAUGGUUCGGCCGAUGAGUUGGCUACUAAUAUCUGUGGCAUUGCAUACACCACAGUGAAAGAUGCAGAGUUGCGAGGUCGCCUUCUGGAACACAUCGCCCCAGCAAACGAUUGGAUUGCAACAUUAAGACGCCGUCUCGCAUACAUCUUCUUGACAGGCGAUCCGUUAGUCGAUGCUGGAUCCCACGACCGAACGGCCGAGGUCAAAAGGAUCAUUAAUAUCCUCAAAGAUCCUCGUUACAAUGUGAAGCGUUAUAAAAGGAAAGAUCAGCCUGAAUAUGACUACGGCGAACUAAGGGCCAUCACCACCUUUCUUAAUAUUAUCAUUGAUUCUGGGUGGUCCGAGGCCCAGUUUCCUGAUAAAGGUGCAGAAGACGAAUUCAAUAGCGAGGUUGAUGUUCUUGCCGACAGGAUCAAAAAAGUUUUUACUGCUAUUGAAGAUUCAGGUGCGUCCCAUCUUAAGCGGACUCUGGCGAAGGAGGCCCUAGAGACUCUGCACUAUCGCGUCGUCUACUCUGUCAGAACGAGGCCACGUCCGAAGAAGACCUUCUUCGGCGAAUACGAAUCACAGCAAAAGACUCAGAAUAUCCUCAAAUUUGUCAAGAAGAAAGAAGUGGUGAUUUUAAGCGAUAAACCUGGAUCUUGA